ACCUCAGCCCAGCGUGUGUCUGUGUGUUCCUGCUCACAAGGAGAGCGCUGGGAGAGAGCACAGCGUACUCUGCCUGGGAGGACUCCUGUGGACUAGGAGUGGUGUAGAAGGAGUGGUUGCUCUUCUCUUGUACUGUAGCCAUGCAGUUUUUUAUCUGGAUACUGGGCUGCUUAAUGCUGGAUUCUUUCCUGCUUGGACUAUGCGUGGAGGGUCGAUGGAGAGCAUCUCACAUGGAUCCCUCCCUCCAAGAAGGCAACUCUCCUAUCUCCGAGAGCUCAGCCACCCUACAACAAGGGAAUGGGCUUGUGGUAGUUCAUGAUGCGAAUCCCUCUAUCCUUACCUUUCACCACACUGGUAUAGGCGGCCAUGACAGCAAGUACUCCUUUACAGUCACAGCCUUGGAUGAGAACAUCACCACAUAGAAUCAAAGUAUGUGCAGGCAGAAAAGGUCCUCUUGGGUUUAAAGGAGACAAGGGUGUCAGAGGGCAGGAGGUCAGGAGAGGUGAUACAGGCUUCCCAGGUCCUCCAGGACUCCCCACCCUCUACCUUUGGAGGAACUCCCAGGAGGACAGGACUUCCUUCAGGUGACUACAGGCCCAGAGCUGUGUGAAUUUUCCACAGCUGUUGCAGGCAGCUGGGAGCACACUGGGGCCGCGAUCAUCCUUCUAUCAUUUGCUGCGGGCAGGCAGGCCUACAGAACAGGGUCCUACUGGACUGAUAGGGGAAACUGGCAAACCUGGCCUACCAGGAAUUCCUGGAGAUCCUGGCCACAGAGGAAUGGCAGGACACAGGGGAGACAUGGGUUACCCUGGGCCGAAGGGCGUUCAAGGCCGAAGCAGGAACCUGGGGGACAAAUGGCGGGCGUGGCCUGGAUGGACGGCCAGGGCCACCGGGAUUCCCUGGCCUUCAGGGUCCUAGAGGCUAUAAGGGAGAGAAUUCUCCUCCAGGGGGGAUAGGAGAUGAGGGUACUAAAGGGGAGCAGGGGGAACUGGGUUCUGUUGGCCUAAUUGGGCCGGUUGGUAAAAGAGGAACCCAAGGGUUUUCAGUGUCACCUAGGCCCCAGGGCGAUUCUGGGUAUGAUGGUGCUCAAGGUCCACUCGGGCCAAUGGGGGCCCCAGGUGUGACUGGCAUGAUAGGAGCACAGGGGUCAAACGGCUCAAGGAGAGAAGCAGGGCCAGCUGGACCACUUGGCUGUAAAGGGGGCCCCGGGUCCCAUAGGAUUGUCAGGAAAGAGAGGCUCUCCUGGUCUUCGAGGAAUCCAAGGACAUCCGGUGAUGGAUGGUCUUCCGGGUCAAAAAGGUGACAGGGGUGAAGUGGGGCCCACAGGCAUGAAGGGAUUGCCAGGUCUUGAAGGGCCCAUGGGGACUGCUGGAAUUCCAGGUCUGAAGGGGGCUCCAGGUGGCACAGGCUUCAGAGGACUAGAUGGAGACAAAGGAGAUGCUGGACCCAAAAGAGACAAGAGUUCUGUUGCUGCGUCAGGGAUCCAAGGCCAUCAGGGUGAGAGGGGUCAGAGUGGCCUCUCAGGGCUUCCUGGUCUCAGAGGUCAAGCUGGUGCCCAAGGCAUCCAGACGGAGAGGUCGGCCUCCAGGGAGUGGUUGGAAAGGAAGGGUCAAAGGACCACAGGGAAGCUCCAGGCCGCAAUGGGAAGUCGGGACCUAAAGGACCCAGGGGCCGUAGUGAACAGCCUGGUCUUUUUGGUAUACCUGGAAUCCCGGGUGCUCCUGGCUCUGCUGGCAUUCCUGCAUCUAAAGGAGACAGAGGAUUCUCAGGCCUGGGCGGAGAGCCAGGACAAGCAGGUCCCCCAGGCACUCCAGGUCCUGCAGGAAAGCCUGGACAAGACGGCAGUUCUGGGCCACCUGGUGAUAAGGGCUUCACAGGGAAAGUUGGCAUGGAGGGUCCCCAAGGGCCAGUGGGCAUGUAUGGCUACUCAGGAGCAGUGGGUUUAACUGGGAGACCUGGUCGUUUUGGAGAGAGGCGAGAACCUGGUGUGAGAGGCCCCGCUGGUAUCCCUGGGAAGAGUGGACCACCGGUAAGUACACUGUACUGAC
Molecule: messenger RNA, 2048 nt
Organism: Salmo salar (Atlantic salmon)
Lineage: Eukaryota; Metazoa; Chordata; Actinopteri; Salmoniformes; Salmonidae
Source: RefSeq, a predicted model, not a curated record